Messenger RNA from Calliphora vicina (urban bluebottle blowfly), 2175 nucleotides. RefSeq lists its product as uncharacterized. NCBI's taxonomy places the organism in Eukaryota, Metazoa, Arthropoda, Insecta, Diptera, Calliphoridae. Gene Ontology annotation, molecular function: DNA binding. The coding region runs from base 121 to 1983 and encodes 620 amino acids. The transcript has 3 exons. Gene Ontology annotation, biological process: DNA integration; DNA recombination. The record is from RefSeq and is a predicted model, not a curated record.
UCUAAAAAACAUUUUUGUAUAUUUUGUAAAACGUUACAGUCAAAAAUUAGUAGACAUAUAUUUUUGAGGCAUAAGGAUGAAAAAGAAGUCAAAAAAGCUUCAAUAUUACCCAAAAAAAGUAUGGAACGUUUAAAAAUAAUUAAUGAAUUAAGAAAAAAAGGUGAUUUUUUACAUAACACAUCCUCGAAUUUCAACAGCGGAAUUUUAAUUGUUAGUCGGCAACAACAGCGUAAUAUCAAAAAUAAAGCUGAUGAUUAUGUCUGCUGCACAAAUUGUAAGGCUUAUUUUUCUAAGAGAACGCUUCGAAUUCACACUAAAAAAUGCCUCCCCAAUAAAAACAAACGCACAAAUUUUAUUGAAAGUCGAAGGUCAACGCAGUAUAUGCAUUCGGUAGCCAAUAAGGUUUUAAAAUUAAAAAUUUUUCCUGUUUUGCGCGAUGAUACAAUAUCAAGGUCUGUGCGGUAUGACGAACUCAUUUUAAAAUUUGGUAACAAACUGACCGAGAAAUAUUCAUCCGAGCAUCAGCAUGACAUGAUACGUGCAAACUUAAGAUUACUUGGACGUUUUAAAAUCGAGUUAAAACAAUUAGAUCCGGAUAUAAAUGAGCUAAAAGAUAUUUUUAAGCCACAUUUAUUUGAUAAAUGUGUUAAAGCCCUACGAACAGUGGCUCAAUGGGAUGAAGAUUUAAUGUGGUUCAAAACGCCCGCCGUAGCUCAAAACCUAACAUCCUUGAUAAAAAAAUGUGGCAAAAAACAACGAGCUGAGUUUAUUAAAGAAGAACGUGAAGACCUGAAAAUUGAUUUAGAGAAUUUUCUUUUGCUUUGGGAAGAAGAAAUUCCAACAUUGAUAAAUAAAAAAGCGGUAGAAGACCAAAAUAACAAAAGACGAGACAAGAAAGUUGUGUUACCUUCGAGAGAAGAUAUUAAAAAACUACAUACUUAUUUAAAAGAACAUAUUAUGAAUGCUAUGGAAACUCUUAUGAAUGGGUUUAGAAUGUCAAGUUGGAUGCAAUUAGUUCAGACUACUUUAAUUUUUAUUCAAAUAUUUAAUCGCAGAAGAGCUGGAGAAAUCGAAAGAUUAACUAUAGAUAAUUUUGGAAACAAAGAAAAAAUUACUGAUAACAUUGAUAAAGACAGUUUAAAAAACUUAUCACAAGAUUCAAUAAAAUUCGCAAAGCAGUUUGUAAGAAUAACACUAAGGGGAAAACUUGGUAGAACCGUCAGUGUUUUAUUAUGCCCGAUGUGUGUAAAAGCUAUUGAACUUAUUAUAAACUUUAGAGGUGAGGCUGGAAUAGCUGAUGGAAAUAAAUACAUUUUCUGCAAACCAUCCAGUUCAACGUUAUCAAAAAAGUAUCACAGAGCUUGCCCUUUAUUAGCAAAAUUUUCUGAAGAAUGCGGUGCAAAAAUUCCUGAAAGCCUUAGGGGUACUACACUACGUAAGCAUAUAGCUACAUAUACCUCAUUACUUAAUGUUGAAGAGGCAUCGGUCGAUAGGCUGGCGAAUUUUAUGGGUCACCACAAAGAUAUACACAAAACAAUAUACCGAAUGUCCGUUCCAGUGGCAGAAAUUACUUGUGUAUCCAAACUCUUAAUGGCAGCUGUAGGCGAGGAAGAUGAAAUGGAAGAUGAAUAUGGGGAUGAUGAAAACGUUGAGGAGGAGGAGGAAGAGGGUGAAGUUGUAGUUAACGAUAGUAUAGAUAAAGAUAAUUCGGAAAUUUCAUUAGAAAACAGUCACACAUCGAAAUCGUCAUCGAGCAAAAAACGUAGAAGCACAUCACCUUUCGGCAAAACCAAAAGAACCAGGUGGAACUCGGAGGAAAAAGAUGCAAUAUAUUCAAUAUUUGGAGAUUUAAAAGAUUUAGAAAGACUACCAAAUCUUAAGGAAUGCUUAAAAGCCAUUCAGACAUCGUCAGCACUUAAGAAUAGAACGCCACAACAAAUAAAAACUUGGAUAGACAAUCAAAGGCGGUACAAAAUGGACUAACUUACAAUUAAAGUGUAUUUUCGCAGAAAUUCUACGAUGACUGGCGAUAUUUUUGAAGGAAAACUAAAUUCCUAUAUGAUUUGUCUAGUGUACCAUGGAUCCUAAUCGCUAUAUUUGUCGAAAUUUAAUACAAAAUUUAUAUAACAAAAAUAUAAAAGAAUAAAGUGUGAACACUUUUAUAGAAAAUGUAAA